Molecule: messenger RNA, 2624 nt
Organism: Brassica oleracea var. oleracea
Lineage: Eukaryota; Viridiplantae; Streptophyta; Magnoliopsida; Brassicales; Brassicaceae
Product: protein GRIP
Exons: 22
Coding region: 175-2409 (744 amino acids)
Biological process (GO): reciprocal meiotic recombination
Source: RefSeq, a predicted model, not a curated record
UUCACACAACCUGGUCGACGGACAACGACGGCGUCGUUUUGUCCACUUUUCAGCUUGGUUUAGAGAGAUCCAAAUCGCGUUAACUGAGAGAGUUCAGGCGAUCUCUCACGCUUCAAUCCCUCGCUGCUUCGUGCUCCGAUCCUUCAUCUCCCGGUGAGACAUCUUCUGCCAUCCAUGGCCGAGGAGAGAGAAAACGGUGGCACUCGUCACUCCGAUGAUGAGCUACUGCGAAUGAUUGCUGAGCUGAGAUUAGAAAACGACUUUCUCAGAUCCCAGUUUAAGGAGCAAGCGGAAGUGGUGGACUCGUCAUCUCAAGUGAAACAACUCGAAGAAACUGUAGAAUCAUUGACUAGAGAAAUCGAUGUGGAGAAACAAACUCGAGUUGCAGCUGAGCAAGCUCUUGAGCAUCUAAGGGAAUCGUACUCUGAGGCUGAUGCAAGAGCCCAAGAAUACUCCACCAAGUUUUCCCAAGCUCAGGAGAAACUGGAGCAGGAAAUCAAAGACCGCGAAGAGAAAUACGCCGACCUGGACGCCAAGUUCACCAGGCUUCACAAAAGGGCUAAACAACGCAUUCAAGAAGUCCAAAAGGAAAAAGACGAUCUUGACGCUCGUUUCCGGGAAGUGAAUGAAACAGCUGAACGAGCAUCGUCGCAGCACUCGUCCAUGCAGCAAGACCUGGAACGCACUAGGCAACAGGCUAAUGAAGCACUUAAAGCUAUGGAUGCGGAGAGGCAACAACUAAGGAGUGCCAAUAACAAGCUCAGGGAUACUAUCGAGGAACUACGUGCCUCAUUGCAGCCUAAAGAAAAUAAGAUUGAGUCGUUGCAACAGUCACUUCUUGACAAGGACCAGGUGCUCGAGGACCUGAAAAAUCAAUUACAAGCCGUGGAAGAGAGAAAGCAAACUGCUGUUACUGAGUUGUCAGCCAAACAUCAGAAGAACUUAGAGAGUUUGGAGGCACAGGUCGUGGAUGCUCUAUCUGAGAGGGACAAAGCAGCCGAAACCAUUUCGACCCUGCAGGUACUACUUGCAGAGAAGGAAUCAAAAAUCGCAGAGAUGGAGGCAGCUGCAACUGGCGAAGCAGCAAGGUUAAGGGCUGCUGCAGAAACUCUUAAAGGGGAGCUUGCACACCUUAAAGCGGAGAAUGAAAAAGAAAAGGAGUCUUGGGAAGCUUCAUUUGAUGCUCUCAAAUCUAAACUGGAAAUCGCUGAAAGCAACUACUUACGUGCCGAAACCGAAGUGGCUAAAAUGAGAAGUCAGCUGGGGUCUGAAAUGUCCAUGCAGACCCAGAUGCUAAGCACUAAAGAUGCUGAACUUAAAGGUGCAAGAGAAGAGAUCGACCGUCUCCAAAGUGAAUUUUCUUCUUACAAGAUCCGUGCUCACGCGCUUCUUCAAAAGAAGGACAUGGAGCUGGCUGCAGCUAAAGACUCUGAACAGAUCAAAUCUCUCGAGGAAGCUUUAAAAGAAGCUGAAAAGGAAGUAUAUUUGGUAUCUUCAGAGAGGGACAAGGCACGGCAAGAUCUUCAGGGUGCUUUAGCUAGUCUUGAAAAAGAACUUGAUGAAAGAGCUGGAGCACUUAAAAAUGCCAGCGAGCAGAUCAAAAGUCUUGAAUUGAAGCUUGAUUCCACUUUUGCUCGGAAUCAGGCGGAGAAACAAGCGUGGGAAGAAGACCUUCGAGUUUUAGAAGAAACAUGGCGACGAAGAUGUGAAGCUUUAACCGCUCAAAAUGAAGCAUCUUCUGCAGAAGAUCUAGAAAAGGAACUCGAAGAUGCUAAGCUGAGGAAUAAGCGACUGAAGGAGGAGCAUGAAUCAGUACGUGAGCUUGCAGAUAGACUCAUUGAGGAGAAGGAUCGAGAGAUAUCCAGACUCGUGGAUGAAAUUAAAAACCUUCGAAAAUCUAUGGAAUCAAAACCAGUAGUUCACCACUAUGGGAACAACAACACAGAGUCAAAACAGGAGGAUGUAUCUAACUUGAGCACGUCUGCCGCAGAACACCAGAUUCUGAUAUUGGCAAGGCAACAAGCUCAGAGGGAAGAAGAAUUGGCACAGACACAGCGGCAUAUUUUAGCUCUUCAGGAUGAAAUCGAGGAGCUUGAGCGCGAGAACCGGCUUCACAGUCAACAGGAAGCCAUGCUAAAAACGGAGUUGAGGGAGAUGGAAAGAAAACAGAAAAGAGAAGGUGUAGAUAUGACAUACCUAAAGAAUGUAAUUUUAAAGCUGUUAGAAACAGGUGAAGUGGAAGCUUUACUUCCGGUAGUGGGAAUGUUGCUCCAGUUCAGUCCGGAGGAGAUCCAGAAGUGUCAGCAAGCGUACCAUAGCUCAACGACAACAGCAACGGAAGCGAGUCAAGGUGGUGCGGCAAGUGAAGGUUCAGGUCUGUCCCUCUUCUCAAGAUUCUCGUUUUCCUAGUUUGAUUGGUGGGGCACUGGACAAUUUGGACACUGGAGACGAGAGCUACAUCACAUUCUUUUUGGGCCAAGAUUAUAAGAUUCACAUAUAUUACUUGUCUUUUUUCUUUCUUUCUCAAGUCCUUAGUUUUGUGUAAUGAACUAAAAAGCGAAGAAAACACAUUGUCCAGAUGUUAUUUUUUUAUAAAGAAAAUGAAUUGAGUUGGGCCAUUAAAA